Molecule: messenger RNA, 606 nt
Organism: Mangifera indica (mango)
Lineage: Eukaryota; Viridiplantae; Streptophyta; Magnoliopsida; Sapindales; Anacardiaceae
Exons: 1
Coding region: 85-546 (153 amino acids)
Source: RefSeq, a predicted model, not a curated record
UAAACAGCUUUGUUUCCCAAAUCCAUCCAUCAUCUUCAAACUCAAUUCGAUCUUUCUCAAAUUAAAAAGUCUUUAUUUUUAGAAAUGGAAUCAAAUACUCUCUGUUUUUCAAUUGUUCUUCCUUCUCCUUCACGUUCUAAAAACAGAAAAUUUGGGCAGGUAAAACCAAGGCCAAGCGGCCGCAAAGUUUCUGUUAAAGCUGUAAUGGACUCCGGCGACUCAAACUACAAGAGGCAUGGGCAGAUGGUAGAUGAAAGCAUGAUUGUGUUGAGGAAACGCAUCCAUGAAAUGAAAAUGAUAGAGAGAAACUAUGAGCCUCCGGUCAACUGGAUGGCCUGGGAGAAGCAAUAUUAUUCAUGUUACGAUGAAUUAAUAUGCCAAGGCGUGGGGUUUUUGCAAUCUUAUUUGAUGAAUUGCCGGCCGAGCUUGGCUCUUGGGUUGGUUGCAGUGGUGGCCAUGAGUGUCCCGGCUUCCGGCUUUAUGGUUGCUUCGCGGUUGCUAGAGUUGGCUAAUGGAGUUUUGUCUGCUGCCGGGCAUGUUGGUUGAAUUCUGUAUUUUUUAAAAAAAAAUCUUUAUGCAUAUUAAUACAAGAAUUAACUACAGCAA